AUGGUGUUUGACAUGUCAGUGUACAGCAGAUACCAAGUCGUGUAUUGCUCGCAAUCAUCAGACGUUCAAUGUGAUUGCUUUAUGUUCCAAUCGAAUGGUAUUCUAUGCUGCCACAGUCUUGCUGUUCUUCUACAUUUUCGUGUGACAGUAGUGUCCUCACAAUACAUUCUAUCCCGAUGGAGUAAGAAUGUUAGUCGGAGACACACAUACAUCAGGAGUAGCAUUGACAUGGACCGUUCUGAUGAAAGCAUGCCAAUUUUUAGGCAAUUGUGUUCUGAUUUUUACAACAUCGCUCAGGAUUUUGUGGCUACUCCGGAGGUUGCUGCUAUAUUGCGUGAUGCCAUGGACAGUGCUCGGGAGAAGCUCAGAGAACACAAGGAAUUCGAGCAUCAAGCUGCACAUGAAGCAUUCUUGGAGGAUUCGAAGUUUAACAUCACUACAUAUCAUAAGCAUUAG
This is a messenger RNA of Arachis stenosperma, 456 nucleotides long. RefSeq names its product protein FAR1-RELATED SEQUENCE 1-like. Gene Ontology annotation, biological process: regulation of DNA-templated transcription. Gene Ontology annotation, molecular function: zinc ion binding. The transcript is spliced from 2 exons. Bases 1 to 456 code for a protein of 151 amino acids. Lineage: Eukaryota; Viridiplantae; Streptophyta; Magnoliopsida; Fabales; Fabaceae. The record is from RefSeq and is a predicted model, not a curated record.